AUGACAAGACAAUAUGCCACAGUAAAGGAUAACUCUGGUAAGUCCGGUCGCCGCAAGACGCGACCGCUGGAAAAGCUAGCGCCCUCAGGGAACAAAAAGCCAGCAGGCCAAGACAUGCUCGUUUAUGAAGAAGAAGACACCGAGGACUGGAGCUCGUUUUUGGAAGAGUAUGAUGCGUUGGAAGCAGAAGAUGGCAUGAGGGUCGCGUCGGAUGCCUCUGCUUCUCAAGUCUCGGAGGACGCUAAAAUAGUGGAGGAGUAUAGGCUUGAAGAGGAUGCGGACGGAAACCUGCAAGUGAUGCCCACAAAAAGAGAAGGGCUUAAAUCGAAGAUAAAAUCAGCACACAAUCUGCUGCAAAAGGCUCGUCAAGCAGGUGCCAUGACGGAAGAUGAUUGGUUCGAGUUUUUGCGGCGCACCGGCAUGGACCGAUCAGAGGAAAACGAUUUUCAGAGUGCCUUUUUCGAGGACGUUGGCGAGGGAGAACCUUCUAUCAAGCAUCCCCCUCCUUUGCGAAAAGGCAGACACAUGCGCAAGGCCCCGCCAAAAUUUGUGGACCGGAUAGGCGUGGCCGUGACCGGAGGUAAGGGCGGAAAGGGAUGCAUUAGUUUCGAGAAGAUGGCAAACGCCAGAGGAGGGGCGGUCAAACGUCCCUCGGGGGGCCACGGAGGCCAGGGUGGGGACGUGAUUUUUGUCGCGGAUCCGCGCGUGCAGAGCCUGGGGAUGGACCGGCACCAUUUCCAUGGCAAGGCAGGGGGCUCUGGGGACUCGAACAAGAAACACGGGGCCCGCGGUGCGCACGCGGUCGUUCGCGUUCCUUGCGGCACGGUGGUCAAGGAGGUCUUGCGGAGCGGCAGGGGCGGGGGAUAUGAGCGGGUCCAAGUCUGCGACCUAGAUCAGCCUUUAAGCUACUACCGGGCUGCCACAGGGGGACGCCCGGGACUGGGCAACUCCGUGCAGGCGGGGCGAGCCCGUAACUCCGCCUCUGCCUCCGGCAAUUUUCGGUCCCCUGGCCAUCAGGGUGAGGAGCGGUUCUAUGAGUUGGAGCUUAAAACGAUCGCGGAUGUGGGCCUGGUCGGCUACCCAAAUGCAGGAAAGUCCACCCUCUUGGGUGGGCUCUCCCGGGCCCGGCCGGCGGCAGCCGCUUACCCUUUUACCACCCUCCACCCCACUGUGGGCCGAGUCGAGUACACGGAUGCGGCCAGCGUGACGGUCGCGGACUUGCCCGGUCUUAUCGAAGGGGCUCACGCCAACAAGGGCUUGGGUCACGAGUUUCUCAGGCACAUCGAACGGACCAAGGUACUGGUCUACGUGCUCGACGGGGUGGGGAGAGAGGGUGGGGCGGGCGUGGACGACGGCAGUGUCGUGGAGGAGGCACCGGUGACUGUGUUUCGGAAGUUAAAGAAAGAGCUGGAGCUGUACUGCCCUGGCUUGUCGCGCCGCCCAUCGUUAGUGUGGCUAAACAAAGCCGACUUGAACGCGGAGUGGGUCAGCGAGGCCAAGGCGGCUGUGAUGGCCGACAUGAGCGGAGACGAUGCAACAGCUGACCGCCCACAGGCAUGGGGGGAAUCGACGAUGGGCCAGCGGGGGCGGGUCCCGAAUGUUCUUUCGGGCAGUGCACGCACGGGGGAAGGGAUAGGUGAGCUUGCGCACGAAUUACGACGGGUUGUGGAUAGGGUGGCUCAGGAGGACGAGAAAGCACAGGGUUACGGCGGAGGAGGAGGACAUGGCGGUGGUGAGGGCGGGAAGCUGUGGGCAAGGGAGACGGGGGGCUCGGACCACGCGCUCCCGCACCGCCAGGGUGGGAUUGAAGGCGUGGGCGGCCUUGGAGUUGACUCAGAGAUUCAAUGUUGA
Nannochloropsis gaditana CCMP526 is the source of this 1851-nucleotide messenger RNA. Its product is annotated as gtp-binding protein obg. The transcript has 2 exons. Gene Ontology annotation, cellular component: mitochondrion. Gene Ontology annotation, molecular function: GTPase activity; GTP binding. The record is from RefSeq and is a predicted model, not a curated record. Bases 1 to 1851 code for a protein of 616 amino acids.